Paraglomus brasilianum is the source of this 792-nucleotide messenger RNA. NCBI's taxonomy places the organism in Eukaryota, Fungi, Glomeromycota, Glomeromycetes, Paraglomerales, Paraglomeraceae. The record is from the annotation of a GenBank genome assembly.
AUGAUAAAAAGCGAUCCCGUCUCUGCUAUCGUUGGACCGAAGGCAACUCAUGCAAAUUAUACGAGGAAAUACAUAUCACUAAGUCGGGACAACGGCCGGUUAAGUUUGGUUCUUAGGUUUUCAGAAAUCAGCCUUUUUUCUGGAAAAACUCUCAGUAAUUGCAGCAAUUUCAUAUUAGAUAUGACAGAGCACUUGUCACCGCGGACGACAAAAACAUCCAAUAUACCAUUCACAUCUACAAUCGUUUGCAGGACAAAACCCAUCCGUCAAGGUGAUUUCCAUGUGGUAACGCAGACCGAUGUGCUGGUUAGGAUAAGACGAGAGAUUAUAGUGGGCGAUAACUCUGGAACAGAUCAAAUGGCGAAGAGUAUGGAUCUUUUGCUGAGUUGUGUUUGUGUGGUGAGUAGUAAUAUGGAGAAAAGGUGGAGACUAUCGGGAACUCUAGAUGGCAGCAUUGGAGAUAUAACACAAACACCAGAGAAAGAUUGCAGUUAUUACACGAGUUAUUAUACGCACAAAUGGUUAAUGGCAUUCGGCGUUUUGCUCGAAAAUAGAUUUGCGAAUCCUUUAGGCUUAUCCAAUAGAUUGGUCGAAGAAGAGAUGACCCCAGCAAAAUGUCUCAAGAGAGCAAGAUUUCCUAUUUGGAAGGGAACGGACGUAGAUACACAAGUUUCGUCUGUCGGAGACGUCGAGGAUGAACUCGAUACACGGAGAAAUCAAUCUCGCGCGGUAACUACAAUACGAACCAAGUAUCCGCCAAAACUAUCCUUCCUGACCCGUCGACAGGCUUAA